AUGUCGGAUACUAUAAUCAAAAGUGCUCAACCGGCAAAGCAAAAGUUAGAGGAUCUUCUCGACGAAGUAAAAGCAAUGGACCUAACGCUUCCUGAUCAACAUUUAGCAGUGGAGGGGAAGCAACAGCAACUCGAACUCAAGAGAAGGACUAUAGAAGAAAAAAUAAGGCGUCUAAAACUCUAUGUUGGUACACUCGGAUCAAUCAACGAAAAAUGGUCGGAGUAUAUCCAGAAACAAAAGAAUGCACAGAAAAGAAAGCAAGAAGAAGACAAAUACGCGGAUAUGGUCGACUCUCCCAAAUGUCUCAGCAGAUAG
Messenger RNA from Loa loa (African eye worm), 315 nucleotides. RefSeq lists its product as hypothetical. The record is from RefSeq and is a predicted model, not a curated record. Bases 1 to 315 code for a protein of 104 amino acids. NCBI's taxonomy places the organism in Eukaryota, Metazoa, Nematoda, Chromadorea, Rhabditida, Onchocercidae. The transcript has a single exon.